This is a messenger RNA of Zychaea mexicana, 1160 nucleotides long. RefSeq names its product Guanylyl cyclase. The transcript has 7 exons. The record is from RefSeq and is a predicted model, not a curated record. NCBI's taxonomy places the organism in Eukaryota, Fungi, Mucoromycota, Mucoromycetes, Mucorales, Lichtheimiaceae. The coding region runs from base 261 to 956 and encodes 231 amino acids.
CCCUGUUUGCCUGAUCGUACUGCACAGCUCGUCUUUUUCUAUAAAUAUUCUAAAGUAUGAUCCUGUGCGCAUAGUAUCCACCUAUUUACAUGUAGAAGGUGCAGGGAAAGCGGAACUAGUGUUUUUUUGUAGACCCGGGAACCAAAGAUCAAAUUAUCCAAGGCUUUCCCGCUCUCUUCUUCUGCACAGCAACGACACAAUUUACUCCAUUUCCUUUCCUUUCUAAAAUAUCAAUCGUAAAAUCAUUGAGAGAAUCAGACAUGUCGAGCACGCAUGAGAUAAUCAACUACAACAAUUUCGAAAAUCACAAGAUACCCCACAUUAUGCAGCAUUCUGACUGGGAUUGCGGGCUCGCAUGCAUAGCCAUGACAUUGAAAGGACUGGGGAUCGAAUCCAGCGUAGAACAGCUGACGGAGGAGAUAAAACUGACGAGCAUAUGGACGAUCGACCUUGCAUUUCUCCUGCGCAAGUACGAGCCGGACUUUACUUUUUACACAAGUGUGUUUGGGACUCGGAAAGAGUACAAGGGCGUGAAAUUCUAUGAGGCAACGUUCGAUCAGGAUGAAAAGCGGGUCAACAAGUUGUUUGCCAGUGCAAAGAGCUGUUCUGUGCAUAUUGUGCGCAUGAAAUUACCGAUAGAAGAUUACAAGCGAUUUCUGUUUAACCGACAGUUUGCAGUCAUUGCAUUAGUCAAUGCACGGUUACUGCAUUGUCAACGAUGUGAGGCUAGGAAGGGAUGCAUGGCGUCCGUGUGCGGUCAGUUCUUUUACAAAAUGUCCAAUGACGACUAUAUCGGACACUACAUUGUCCUGAUAGGAUACGAUCCAACCGAAGAUCUGUUCGUAUACAGAGAUCCGGCCAACAUGGAUGAUUACUGCACCAUAGCAGCAGAUGAUUUUGAUCAAGCGCGCCAAGCCGAAGGCACCGAUCACGAUUGUAUCAUUGUCAAACUGUGAUCUGCUAUGUAUUAUUCGUUGUCUUAUUAUACUGGUUGAUGAUACCCUUUUCUCUCAAAUUCUGAUGCAUCUUGUUGGCGUUUUUGGCGUUGUCUGUGUUGUUUAUGUUUAUGUUUAUGUUGUUGUUGCUGCUGCUGCUGCUGCUGCUGCAAGGAGAACGAGGAAACAGAUGCAGUAACAUUCUUGAUCGGAAGCGUUAGCAGC